GGAAAAAUCCCCUUCAGGGUGGAGGCGGCUGCAGCGGCUGGAACCUCAUCUCCGUUCUUCUCGCGAUGCAGCUCGGCUGUGGAUCCCGGGCGUGUGCUGGCCGUCUGAUGGUCCGGAUAGGGAUGGGCUCGCGGAGGGUUCGGAGGGGCUCCUCUGCGCCGUGAGUUGCUCGCCGCCUUUCUUCCCUUUUUCUACCGAGUCUUGGCUUGGAUUCCAGAGAUAAGAUCACAGUGGGCAUCUCACACCUUGGGUUUUCCCCUCUUUUCCUCUCUGUGAUUUGAGCUUCGGGGUUGAGAGCUUGGACUCCAACCGAGGCUUUGGCCUAAGCUCUUGCAGCACUGGAGGUAUCUUGUUGGUGCUCGGAGCUGCGCUGCCAAGGUUCGCCCGCACUGCAGAGGUGGUGCGGUUGAGGUAUUGUAUCUCCGUCUUCCCUCCAUCCGACGGCAAAGUCGGUUGAUUGGAUUUCUGGGACUGCAGCGUUCGUGCUGUGCCUUGCCUCACUCUCCAGCCUUUCCAGCAUAUUCACUGUGAGUUCUCUAUUUCACUGAUCUGAACUGAUAGAUGCAUGAUACAAUUGCUCUGUGAUGACGAAUUUCAUUGAAAUUGAGUUAGAAUGUUGAGUACAAUAGAUACAACCUUGAUUCUCUGUCUGCAAUUUGUAUGAGCAGUGAUAUGAUCCUUCAAUUUUGAUUAGAAGGAGUCUGAUCUCCUGUGUGCUGAUUUUGCUUGAGUUAUCUGUCACUGCUUGUUAAUUUGCACUCCUGGACCUGAGUAGCAAGUAUUUCUGAAUUCAGCACAUUGUGGAGAUUGCUCAGCACUCAGCAGCUUGGAAUAGAUUCUAGAUUACUUUCUGUCCCUUGUGCAGAAAGGUUUUAAAGUUUUGUUUAUUAGUUCUGAGAAGGCUAGAUGCUGGCUAUGUGUUGAAUUCUGAUUUUCAAUAAAGAGCUCGUUGCUGGGUAUGUGCUGAAUUCUGAUUUUCAGUAAAGAUAUACUUGCUGUUAUAGCCAGGAAUUUGUGGAAUACAGAGAAUUGUAAAUUAAGGUUGUCAUCUAGGUGUGAUCUCAUGUUCUAGCUUAAUUAGUGAUAUGAUUUAGUGGUCAGCUUGGGAGUAGAUCUUUAUUGAUCUGGAGCCAGCUGAUUUGAUCAGUCUGAGAGCCAUAUGAAUAUGUCAUCUAGAUCAAUUCAGAUUUUAUUUAUGGUUUACCUUCUCAGUGCUCAUGGUAUAAAAGACAUGUAUUUCAAUUUCUUGUCUUUGUUAUUUUUGAUCUACUGUUUUUAUUAUCUUCUUAGAGGAAUAUGUAUAUAUAUGCUAUUUAUAUCGCACAUAUUUCAACAGUUAGAUGCCUUGCUUUAGAAUUAGCUAGUUUUGAAUUCAAAUAUGAAACCAUUUGCAUUGCCUUGUAAAUUUGCAAGAGUACAAAAAAGAGGACUAAGAAGAUGACAUUCCUCCCCCCUUGAAACUCGGUUUGCCCCCAAGCUGAUGAAGCAAAAUACUUAGUGCAAUAUUGACCAACCAUAAUGAGAAUCCAAUAGUCAUGAGUGGUGUCGCUUUGAUAAUCAAGCCAGCAUGGACACUUGAAGGUGUAGUUUUGGUGGGCAUCCACCUUUACUUGAAAGCUGAUUAGUCUUUUGACUGUGAACUUUCUUCCCAUGACUAGAAGCCAAGUGGUUGUUGACCAAGGACUUUGUAUAAGCCAUUUCAUUGAUAACAGUACUGGCUGCUCAUGUCCAAAAGAAUUCCAAUUGUCUGCCAGGAAAGAACAUAAAUACUGAUUUGCAUGCAUAUUCAAGUGCAGACUUUUCAUGACUCUUAGUGUGAGGGAAUAUAAUUCUAUCGUGGCAACCGGAAUCUGGAAUUGAUGCUCUUGAGUAGUUAUGAUCACUUAGAAAGCCUUGUAAUUAUGCAUGCAUUGCCAAAUGAUCAUGUUUCCCAUAGAAUUAUCCUGGCAUUGCGCAACUGCAUUUGUCCAAUCAUACGCAACAACACUAGAAACAACUGAAAUCACACGAUGUUUCUUGGCCAAGGUGUUUAUACUGCAGCUAAUACAAAACAAUAUCUCAAGAUGUGACUCUGGUGCUGCAUACCACUCUAGACAUGCAGUUGGCUUGAUACCGAAGCAUCCCAAUAGAAAAGGAGCUUGGUCUAGUGCUGCGCAGCUUGUUGGCGCUUUAGCCUGAAGUCGGGGACCAGGGCAUCACCCCUAGAAUUGAUAAAUGCUCCCUGCAUUUCAUCCAACACUUGGUGCGCAUGGCUGCCAUGAUAUAUGUCGAAGAUUAGUUCCUGACAAUGUGUCCGUAAAUUGACUAGAUACCUUCGAGUGCAGGGAUUAAUCACGAGAUGAGACAAUCGAUGUAUACAGGUUCAGGCCUCUGAUUGGAGUAAUACCUUACGUCCUGUGUGGGUGUUGCUACCAUAUAUUGAUGAUCUCGAGUAUAAGCAAUGUGGCUAAAACUAUUAUAGAGAGUAUAUCAGAUCCAAUCUAAUCUAAAGCUAAAGUCUCCGAAUAUCUUAACUGCUAGGGUCUUGAUGCUUGCCUCGAGUUCCUCCUCUUCCCCCACCCUUUUUGCCUUAUAUAUGGGUGAGGUACCGUCUCCUAUCUAGCCAUGAUCGAUAGAGAGUUAUCUUCCUUGAUUGUUCAGGUAGAUAAAUCUGUUUUGAGUACUAAUCAUAUCGAGUUAGGUAACCAAUCGAAACAUUCAUGAUAUGUACUUCCUUGAUUCUGGGUGUAUUAGGUACCGCUGAUUCGGUUCUGUGAUAUCUAAAGCUUCUUAAUAUGUAUUGUACAUACCCUAUCUUUAUAUGAUAUAUUUCUUAUGCGCAUGUACCUCAUAGUUAGAUAUCCGAUAGUAGCCCCUAACUCUACUCAGGAGGAAAGGUUUUCAUAAGCGCCCACUCGAAUACCACCAAGUUUAAGCUUGGUCGAGUAAAGUGGAUCAGGCUCAUAGUCGAAAGAAUUGAAUAUCGACGGGUCCUUCCACGAGUAUCAAGUGGAAGCUCAGUCGGGUCGAGCCCCCUGCGGCUAACCGCACUUGGGACUUGAAGAAAGAGACUAAAGAACUCAACUGAUCGACACUCGACUCUGAGUAGAGUUAAAAAAACCUUUCAAAAUUUGGAACGAUGGGUGUAGGCGCAUUUAAUGUGGGUAAAAGGGUGUGCAAAGAUUCACACAUCGUCAUCAUAUCGCUUUUCAUGCCAGCCGAAGAGUGGUAAAAAUGGGCGUGGUUGUCAAAGAGACGGUAAACUUUUGACUAUUUACCUGUAUGACCUGGACUUGUAGUGGCCAUUCCUCGUCAUUGCCACUAGUCAUCAUGCACAAGCCUUUUAGCUUUCUUCGCCCCAGCACGCACUAUCGCUAGAAAGAACUUUUACAUCCAUGGAUCCCAACUCUUCCUCAGAGAUCUCGACUUCCUCCUCCCCGAAGAAGCAGUCAGAUGCAGCAGCUGCUGGCACCUCGCCCGAUCAGUACGAUGAGGCGAGAUUUAUGAUUGAGGCCUGGAUACCCUCGGCAAUGCAAGAAUCUCGGCUGGCGGAACUUGAAGCGGAAGGAGUGGUGUCGCCGUGCAGCCUAGUUGAAUGGAGACGGUAUUCGGUGAGAGAUUCCCUUCCUGCAAGAUUGAGCAUGAGUUUGUAGUUUUCGAGUCCUUCUUCCGUUGUGGUUUUAACAUUCCUCCUUCCAAGUUUCUCCUCAGUGUACUCAAUCGAUAUCAAAUUGAAUUUCACCAUCUGAACCCCAACUCUGUCACCAUGUUGAUUGUUUUUGAUCAUCUUUGUGAGGCUUUCCUUGGUAUUGAGCCAACUGAAAAGGAUUAUUGAGAAUAAAUGUGUAGGGGGGUGUGGUUUCCAAUUAAGGAGUGGAAUGAAGAACUCCUAUAUCUUGGUUCCCUUAACCUCUUCUUGGUCGAAAGAUUGGAAAGAACUUUGGUUUUACAUCUCCAAUCCUGACUCGAUUGGUUUUGUUUUAGUGUAUAGAGGUCUUUUUCCCGUCCAAAAUCCAUCUUGGACACAAGAGCACCGACAGUCGGACCACACCACCCAUUUCGCCAACAGGAUUGGCAUGUUGAGGCAAUUUGGCCUAACUGGGUGGCAUGUGGCCAGAGACUUUAUUAAUAAGAGAUUAAGUCCUUUGAAGGCGCGAACACGCCUGUCUUGAAAAUACAGUGGGGAUCAUGAUGCUUCCAUGGAUGCAGCCAGAUCUCUGCCUAUUCAGGAUGUCACUGCCCGGUUGAACAAGCUUUUCUCUUUCAGCGCACCAGAGUGUGACAUUAUGCCUUACUCCCUUGAGAAUCCUCGACCAGAUUCUUCCACCAAGGACACAUCCUUUCGAGCGAGGUCUUUGAUCCCGAUGGCACUUCUUUCGCUGAUGUUGCCGAUAAGGGGAAGGGAUCAACCAAUGAGGCGGCUGAGGGGUCUCUUCGAUCAAAGAGAUCAUCCCCCUCUCAAGCGCAAGCGAAGGAGUCCUCGAGUGUUGAAGGAACGGCCAGCGUAUCUACCCAAUUGCCUCCUCGAGCAACUACCACUCUCGAUGACCCAGCCAAAAAGCUUUUUAGGGGACGUCUGGAGCAUCCUUGCAAUCGCCACUCAAGGGACCAUCAUCCGUGAUGGCUCGACUAGAGAGGUUACUGAUGUCUUGGCUUUGCCUGAUCCACGUGUAACUCCUCCAGUGGCUCUGCUUGCCAAACCAAGAACAAAGAAGAUGACCACAAAAAGGCCAAAGUCAAGCAUCAUCUCGCACUUUCCAAUUUCAAAGAGACUAUCGACCGAGGCGCAAACCAAGGCUACCAGUGUCUCCACUAGUCAUCCGUGGCUAACUCCUCAGGUUGACUCGGCCUCGGAUCCAACUUCUCAGAUUAAAGAUCCUACUUCGAGCAUGCCCAAAGAAGACCUGCAACUCAAGGGAAAAGAAACCUCAAUAUCAAUUCCAACCAAUGACACAUGGGUAGCAAUAAAGGUCUUCUCCAAGUCACAAGUGCCCAGGUAGCUGCCGCCAAGGCCAACCACCACAAAAAGCUCGAAGCCAAGAGGGAGAUAAUUAAACGCAAGUCUGUCCCUGAUCACAAGUGUGUGAUUUGAUUAUUGGGUGACUAACAAAAAUUACUUUCUGGUUUACUUUUUCAGGCCUUGGGUCCUCCUGUAGCAACAAGAAAAAACUUAUUGCUGACGCAAUGAAGAAGAUUUACGAUGAUGUUAAGUAUCGGGAGAGACUCAGGAACCAGGUGAACACCGCGCGAGAUGAAAAGAAAGCCAUGAUGACUAAAUGGGAUGCCGCCAUUGCCCACAUGGGAUGCUGUUGUCCUAGCUCAUCCAGAGCUGAAGGAGCAGACACUCGACCACAUCACCCAAUCAGCUUCUGCAAGCGCCGCUACAUUGCUUGGUAUACUCAAGAGUUACAAUCCUACGCUCGAUACCUCGUUGGUGAUAGUCGGGUUUAAUUGUACUAGCGAGGAGGCCGCAAAACUUGUCGAAAGUGUCCAGCCGGUGGUUUCAGCCUUUGUUAAGUCUCUAAGGCUUAGUUUGCCUAGUGAUGAUAGUGAGGAGAGUCCCUCAGACUGAUGGUCCAUCCUGUUCUGGCACUUGUAAAAAUAUAUUUUAUGAUCUGAGAAUGCCCGUAUCAAUGCUACACUUUGCCAGUCUAUUAUGCUUUUGUCUACUAUUUUCUUGUCGAUGAAAUAGGAUUAGCAUAAGUAGAUGCAAUAACUGAUAGAUACAUGUUGUCAUCAUUAUCAAGACCA
This is a messenger RNA of Phragmites australis (common reed), 5730 nucleotides long. RefSeq lists its product as uncharacterized. NCBI's taxonomy places the organism in Eukaryota, Viridiplantae, Streptophyta, Magnoliopsida, Poales, Poaceae. Bases 4179 to 4979 code for a protein of 266 amino acids. The transcript has 7 exons. The record is from RefSeq and is a predicted model, not a curated record.